Molecule: messenger RNA, 2793 nt
Organism: Endocarpon pusillum Z07020
Lineage: Eukaryota; Fungi; Ascomycota; Eurotiomycetes; Verrucariales; Verrucariaceae
Exons: 2
Coding region: 1-2793 (930 amino acids)
Biological process (GO): fungal-type cell wall biogenesis; transmembrane transport
Source: RefSeq, a predicted model, not a curated record
AUGACUAGACCACGAAUGUUCCAUUUGCAGACAUGCUCUGGCAUUCUGGUUCUACUUAUCUCGUUCCUCUACUUCUCGAGCCUGUCUUCGGCAGCAUCUACAGAGAAAAAAUACAUCACGGCUACCGAUGCCAACGGCGACAGGAUUUAUUUAGAGGACAAUAGGAGACCUGCACUCUAUACACAGAACUUUGGAGAUUGUCAAGGGGACUCCUUGAUCAAUGUCACAAGAUUCGACGCCGCAUACUAUAGAGACAACAUGACCAUUCUUUUCCAUCUUGCAGGAAAUACUGCUUUGACAAACGAGAGCCUGAUGUUGUAUAUCGGGGUGUAUGCGUAUGGCGAACCUCGCUUUGACCUGACAUUUAACCCAUGCAAUGCCAAUAUCUACAGCCUCUGUCCACUCAACGCCAGUGUGCCAAUUGAAGCAAAUGGCAUCAUCCCUAUAUCUCAGGCUGAUGUCUCUGGCAUCCCUCCGCUCGCUCUCACAAUUCCGGAUUUCGAAGGCCAAGCCAUUCUCCGAAUAUUUGCCAAUUCUACGCAGUCGCAGAUUGGCUGUUACUCUGCCGUUGUGACAAAUGGGGCCACAUUUUCCCAUCCUGUAGCUGUCGGGACGGUAUUGGGAAUAUUCGCUCUGAUUGCCGUCAUCUCAUCUAUCGCAACCACUGUGUAUGGUGAUGGUGUACCAGAGACACGGAAACAUUACGCUCAUUCGCUGUCGGUCUUUGUAGUAUUUGCUGUUUUCCACCACAUCUUCUUCACCGGAGCACUAUCUGUCAACUGGCCUAGUGUCCUAGUUGCCUUCUGGAGCAAUUAUGCUUGGUCGGCUGGCAUGAUAUUUAGCAGCUCUAUGCAAAAUUCUAUCAAUCAAUUCCUAGGCGAGAAUCGGGGAAACAUCAGUAUGGUGGGGGCUGCAGCGUCAGGUGUUGCCAAUGACAAUUUGGGAGGUGGAUACCAAAUCUCUCAGAUUUACAAGAGAGCUACUGCCAUUCCCUUCCAGACCUUCGAAGGCAUUGGCCAAAUGUUACGACCGAGGAGUUUUGAGCAUACCCUGGCCAGACGAGAGCUUCUCAACUCCACGAGUGGGUUCUCCUGGUACGGUAGGCCAGUCAGGCCUGGCCUGCCACUUCCGGGAAAUUUCUCAGGCUUUGCAGGAACGGUUGCCGCGGAGGACAUCCCAGCAUCAAACGCGUUCAUGACGGCAUUCCUCUGGUUCCUGGUACUGCUCCUAUGUGUUGCUGCCGGCGUCUUUGCUGCCAAAUGUGUUGUCGAGGGCCUCGAUCGUCUGCGGAUGUUGAAGACACCUCGUUUGGCAUACUUCAGGGCCAAUUGGCUCAAUUUUCUGUUUGCCUCCCUUCAGCGCACACUUCUCAUCUCCUUUUUCAUGUUCAUGUUUCUGACCAUGUUUCAAUUUACCUUGGGUGGUAGUGCCAGAGUGCUGGCAAUUGCGGCCAUUGUCUUUGUGCUUUUCUUUGUGGGCAUGGCUGGCGCCACAGCAUAUGCUGUAUACUAUCGUCUUCGGUCUGGCAAAUAUGCCUCCGAGGCGGACAGAUUGAACGUGCAACGAAAGAAGACACUCGGCAUCAUUCCCUGGUUCGGUGUGAUGCGAGAGAGUACUCUCAAAGAAAAGGAUAAGAAAAAAGUCUUUACCCGCUCGCUGCCCUGGUGGAGAAUUCGUUUUGUCAGCGACACACCUGAUAGACCUUCAAUUCACGAGGACGAGGACUACGCAAGAAAAUUUGGCUGGCUGGCUUCUCGUUUCCGACAGAGCAAGUGGUGGUUCUUCGCUUUGUGGCUACUCUAUGAAUUCAUCCGGGCAUGUUUCUACGGUGGAGCCGCGGGACAUGCGUUGACACAGGUCUUCGGCUUGCUAGUGGUUGAGUUUAUUGCCUUCGUUGCCAUUAUUUUUCUGAAGCCUUUUGAAGGUAGGCGGCUCAAUCUGCUGAUGGUCUACGUUCUUGGCUUCAGUAAAGUCGCAACUGUGGCUCUUUCGUCGGCAUUUGAUACAAGGUUCAAUCUACAGCGAAUUCCAACCACCAUCAUCGGGAUUGUUAUCAUUGUCAUUCAAGGCAUAUUGACAAUCUUGCUGUUGGUUGCCAUCGUGCUGGGAGCCAUUUCUAGUUACAUGUCGUUGACGCGCAAUCGGACUGAGUUCAAGCCGAAGAAAUGGGCAGGCCUCCGGACCCGAUACUUCGCCCAUAUCGAGCAGACAUCCUCAGACCAGCCAGCACCUCCGUCACAACCACCUUCGCCACUACCGAUGCCCACCGAACCAACGGAGCCGUAUUUCAAAGUUGGUUCAGUCCGCCGUCAACCCAAGAUCGAAGAUGACGACAAUGAUGUUGACCUCGAAGACGUCAACGAAUCAAAGACGUCGUUAUCGCAAGGGAUCAUGACUAGCAGGCAUCAAAGCUGCGCGCAUUCUAUCAGGUCUCAAACGAGCGUGUCUAACCUGCCAUACGGAGCAAGACGACAUCGUGCUAGUUGGAGCAGCAGAGAUCUGCAGCAGGAUCUUUACAACGAAGAACGAAUAUAUCCAGUUCUUCAUUCCCGGAUGAGUGAUGCGAGCAUCCGAGACACCACGGCAAGGUCUCGCGCUCACAGCUUGAUGGACCGAACACCUUCAAGAACUGCCACCCCACCGUUCCAUACCAGGACGAACACUCCGGAAGUUCUAGGGGAGAAACAACGCAAUCGAAGGAGCGUGAGCUCUACCGGCUUCGGUAAGAUACAGGAAAGUAAGGUAGAUGCAAGGAACAAAACAAGUGCAAAGCAAGAGGAAGCUGGUCUCUGA